Molecule: messenger RNA, 2495 nt
Organism: Gossypium arboreum
Lineage: Eukaryota; Viridiplantae; Streptophyta; Magnoliopsida; Malvales; Malvaceae
Product: serine/threonine protein phosphatase 2A 55 kDa regulatory subunit B beta isoform-like
Exons: 14
Coding region: 386-1930 (514 amino acids)
Biological process (GO): peptidyl-serine dephosphorylation
Cellular component (GO): cytosol; protein phosphatase type 2A complex
Molecular function (GO): protein binding; protein phosphatase regulator activity
Source: RefSeq, a predicted model, not a curated record
AUUAACAUGUGUGACUGAUACUUGUCUUAUUGUCAAUUUAAUUUUCACAAAUUAUUAACAAUAUUAUUAGCAUACAAAUAAUUAUAUUAAUCUUAUUUAAAAUUAAAUGUAGAUAUUUAUUUAAAUAAAUCAGAAUUAAAAUUUUAUGAUUAAACUUUCUCCGGUCUUCUUGUUUUUCUUUGGGCCAUUUAUUAAUGGUUGAAUUCUAGAAUUUCUUUUUUCUGUAAAAAAACGCUUUUUUGGAACAAAAGAAGGAAAAGGAAAAAUGGAAAAAGAACUGACUGAAGAUGCGAUCUUUGAUUUGAUCCUGGGAGUGUGGAGAAAUCUAGGCCGUUAGCCUUUUCAAUUUUUUAUUAAUUAUCAGACAGUGAAUACAGAGAGAGAAAUGAAAGGAGGCGAUGAGGAGGUCGCAACUCCGGCUGGCCCGCCACAGCCGUUGGAUUGGAAAUUUUCUCAGGUAUUUGGUGAACGAAUCGCUGGAGAAGAAAUUCAAGAAGUUGAUAUUAUUUCCGCAAUUGAAUUCGAUAAAACUGGGGAUCAUCUUGCAACUGGUGACCGUGGGGGCCGUGUGGUUCUUUUUGAGAGGACAGAUGCAAAGGAUCAUGGUCUAUCAAGAAGGGAUCUAGAAAGAACGGAUUAUCCAAUUAGUCGGCACCCUGAGUUCCGUUACAAGACAGAGUUCCAGAGCCAUGAGCCUGAGUUUGACUACCUCAAGAGCUUGGAAAUAGAGGAAAAAAUCAACAAAAUCAGAUGGUGCCAAACAGCCAAUAGUGCACUGUUUCUCCUCUCCACCAAUGAUAAAACCAUCAAAUUUUGGAAGGUACAAGAAAAGAAGAUCAAGAAAAUUUCUAAAAUUAUUGCUGACCCUUCGAAAGCUGUUGGAAAUGGAAAUGUUGCUAGUUCAAGUAAUUCAAAUAGCCCAAAACCUUUUCCUACAAAUGGAGUCUCCCCCGACAGAUCCUGCAACCAUUUGGGCAAUGACCUCUCUUUCCCACCAGGAGGCCUUCCAUCGCUAUGUUUACCUGUGGUAGUAACAAGUCAGGAGACCAACCUAGUGGCGAGAUGUCGAAGAGUAUAUGGCCAUGCUCAUGAUUAUCAUAUCAACUCUAUUUCAAAUAACAGUGAUGGCGAAACUUUUAUAUCAGCUGAUGAUUUGCGUAUAAAUCUUUGGAACCUGGAAAUUAGCAAUCAAAGUUUCAAUAUUGUUGAUUUAAAGCCUGCAAACAUGGAGGAUCUAACUGAGGUUAUAACAUCAGCAGAGUUUCACCCUGCCCACUGUAAUAUGUUGGCAUAUAGUAGCUCAAAGGGCUCGAUUCGCCUCAUUGAUUUGCGGCAAUCAGCUUUGUGUGAUUCUCAUGCCAAAUUGUUUGAAGAAUCAGAGGCACCUGGUUCUAGAUCGUUUUUUACAGAGAUAAUCGCCUCAAUAUCAGAUAUUAAAUUUGCCAAGGAUGGAAGAUAUAUUCUCAGCCGUGAUUACAUGACUCUUAAGUUAUGGGACAUAAACAUGGAUUCGGGUCCCGUUGCAACAUUCCAGGUUCACGAAUAUUUAAGACCAAAGUUGUGUGAUUUGUAUGAAAACGAUUCAAUCUUUGACAAAUUUGAGUGUUGCCUAAGCGGUGAUGGAUUGCGAGUUGCGACAGGUUCCUACAGCAAUCUAUUCCGUGUAUUUGGUUGUGCCCCUGGAAGCACUGAGGCAACGACUUUGGAAGCCACCAAAAAUCCAAUGAGGAGACAAGUUCAGACACCCUCAAGGCCUUCCAGAUCCCUAAACAGCAUAACACGUGUUGUACGACAAGCAGAAACCCUUGGAGUUGAUGCAAAUGGAAACUCUCUUGAUUUCACGACAAAGUUGCUGCACUUAGCGUGGCACCCCACCGAAAACUUGAUAGCUUGUGUUGCUGCUAACAGCUUGUACAUGUACUAUGCAUAAAAGAUGGUCCAAGAAGCAAUGUAUUUCCUUGGUUUAACUUUUAUUUGGGAGCUGGUAGCAAAACUUUCUUUCACUUUCCUGCCGACCAUCGCGUUAAAUGCUACAUCGACUCUUUAACACUUUUGGUAGCCCUAAAAUCCGUAGCACAUCCUAGUAUCGAGGUCAAGAAGUAUCUUAGCAAGGAAGAAACAUAUCUUUGUUCUCGGGUAGGCAGCUCAAUUCUCUUUUCCCCUUUACCCCCUCAUCUCCGAAACCCGAAAAUUUUCUUUUCCCUUCCGUAAUCUUCUUUCAAAGUAGAAGGUGGAGUUAUGUUUCUAAGACGUGUUGAGUUGAAGUUAGCAGAAAAUAUGAUUGUAGCAAAAGGAUGUUCAAAAUAUUUGGCACAAGGUUCAAAGGUAACUGUAAAUUAAAUUUUUUUUCUUACUUUUUUUGGGCUCAAAAUCAUGGUGGGAAGUAGCUGUUGGAACUUGCAUCAUUUAUUUUUUUGUUUGAUUCUUUUGUCAUGUUUGGAACUCGGGAAAAAUCCCGAAAUUACACAUGGAAUACGAGUUUUGAUUUGAUCCAA